GACUCUUGGGAGGGGCUGUGCAGACACAACGAUUCAGAGGACAUCCCCAAGGACGGAAGGUGGAACUCUGUCCCUGUCAUAAAUAUGAAGCACCAGCUGCUCCUGCCCCUUCUUCUGCUGGGGACAGUCGCUGCUCUUCAUCUGGGGAAUGAUGUCCUUCAUCUGGACAGCCAAGACACAGAGGCAGACCUGAGCCAGGAUCUGGAAGGGUCAGGGGAGCAGAAGGAAGAGUUGGUCCUGACUAAGGAGGUGAUUCAGUCAGAACAAGAGCAGAUGAAUUCUUCUAGCUCUCAAAAUGACUUUGAAGACGAGGAGGACAUGGAGUCAGACCCAAGUGACCUAGACGAGAACUUGCAGUGCCCCAGGACAGAAGACACAGUUGAAAUACUGGGAAGUCCUCAGUGCAAGACCUGCCGUUACCUGUUGGUGCGGACCCUCAAAACAUUUAGAGGUGCUCGGAGAACCUGCAGUAGGUGCUACAGAGGCUGCCUUGUCUCCAUUCACAACUUGAGCUUCAACAAUCGCAUGAAGUGCUUGACCAAUGGGGUCAACCAGGGCCAGGUCUGGAUUGGAGGCAGAUUCAGGGUCUGGAAUCGGCAGUUUCGCUGGAUUGACGGGAGCAGAGUAGAUUAUACAAACUGGGCCGCAGGGCAACCUUGGAAUGGACGUGGCCGCUGUGUGACCCUAUGCACCGCAGGGGGUCAGUGGCGACGAUCGGGCUGCCGAAAGCGGCGGCCCUUCAUCUGCUCCUACUAAGUCUCCCCGCAGCUGGACAGCGACAGAACCUCUGUAAGGAGGGCUGAGAUGCACAAAGAUCCUGCCUGGGAGCCUCCUUCCUACACCCCUCCUGGCUGCCCCUGACCCACCCUGGGCACUGGGUGGGGCUCCCUGGUCAUAAAGCCAUACU
Messenger RNA from Molossus molossus (Pallas's mastiff bat), 907 nucleotides. RefSeq names its product proteoglycan 3-like. NCBI's taxonomy places the organism in Eukaryota, Metazoa, Chordata, Mammalia, Chiroptera, Molossidae. Gene Ontology annotation, biological process: immune response. The record is from RefSeq and is a predicted model, not a curated record. The transcript is spliced from 6 exons. The coding region runs from base 85 to 756 and encodes 223 amino acids.